UCCAAUAUCUUCGAAGAUGCUGAUGGCGAUAGGGCUAGAAAAGCUUCUGAGAUUCUUGAGUCGAACGAAACCAAGCGUUCCAAAAGUGGCUGAGAUGGCGUCAACUUAUCCUCCUCUGCAGUGAUAGUUUUUACUGCAUUCAAAUAAUGUUUUUAUGUUUUCCCUAAUGGCUUUGCCUUUUCAUUUCAGACUUCAGACCUUUGUCUUUUUAUGUUAUUUAAAACAAGUUGUUGACUUAUGGUUUUUGCUUAUCUAUUUAAGGAAAUUACUUAUUCUAUAUGAUCUUUUAAUAUUACAUGAAGAUAAUAGUUUAUUCCAUGCGGAUGCUAUUACCACCACAAGUAUCUACCUCGAUUGAUUAAAACUUCGAUUUAAAACGUUGAUCAGUCACUGCUAUGUCUCAAUAUUUAAUUUUUUUUUUCCGUUAACUCUCUCAAUUAUAUAUGCUGCUUAAAUUGCAAUAUUAGCUUUUCAUAUUCGCGACUCUUAAUGUCCGUAUGGCUACACGAGAUUUUCUCAUCUAAUUAACAAAACCCUUAUCUCCAUGUCUUGACGUUAGACAAACAUCACGUUCAUGCGUUCAGCGAAGAAACGAGUCAUCUCCAUCAUGGCAUCCUUGAAGAGUAGUUCACCAUUGAAGAGAAACACAUGGGUACGACGACCUUUUCGCAUUAGUGGAAUUACUAACAGAAAUGUUCAAAAAAUAUCACCAACCCCAAAAGCAGUUCGUGUUAUUAAACUUUGGCCCAUCAUAAGUGAAGCCAAGGACUUGCUCGGUACCGGUUUCCUAUGCUUUUGCUUGGAGGGUGAAACUCUAGAAGGGCAGCUAUCCAGACAGUUAUCAACUACAAAUCCUAACCUCUUAUCAGCAGGGGAUAUAUAUCAGCUCUCAGAUUAUAUGGUCAUCCCGAAUAAUCGCAGACACAAGCUGACUCCGCAGCCGUUCUUUAUUCGUAUCAACCGUGAAGCGAGUGUGUUAAAAUUAGAACACACGAUCCCAGAAUUUCCUGCACGCAAAUUCUCUCCUCUCAACUUCAUGCAGCUAAUAGACUCAGCAACUGCACGCACAUACCUUCCAGAUGUAGUAGGCCAGAUACUUAUCAUGCAAGAUGACUACCCCCACUACCCGGAAUAUCAAACGAAGCUGAUAAUUGGUUUGCUUAUAAACGGAUGGAUGAUGGUGAAGCUAACGCUAUGGGGAAACAAAGCAUCUCUUUUCCGGCAACUACAAGCCAUGAGCCAUCGGAAGUAUAAAGUUGUUUUAGUAACAAGCAUUAUACCAAGUAUAUGUAAAGGGAAACUCUUGCUAGCUUCAUCAUCCGCAACUCAGUUUUUCUUUGAUGAAAAUAUCAAGCACAUCAGUGGCUUCAAAAGCAAAAUAAGCAUUGGUGGGGAAUAGCUAAUGACGUCGAUCCAGAGAUUUGAACGUGUUCUACGCAUUGAGAGUAUACGUACAGGAAUAUACUCUGCUCCUGAAUGCUUUCGUGCUGUUCAAUUGUUGGCCGUAUUUAGACAUUCGCUAAUGCUUCCCAUUCAGUGUUUUUUUUUUAAUCUUUCAAUCAAUUUUAUAUUUACUACACCUUUAUAAAGGAUACAUUUCUAAUAUAAGCUACGAUAACAAUCGAUUGAUCUGUACAGGUAUGAUGAUUCUUAGACAUCACUCCCCUAUACUAAUUUGAAAAAUCUAUAUGUUAAAUAUAAGAGUUAUACGUGAAAAGUAUCAAUCUUCAGAAAUUGAUAAUAGAAUUCUUGGUCAAAUCAAUAAUAAAUGAUUUGUUACCAUCAAUAAUAAAAUUUGCAGCUGAUUUUAAACUGAGUAGGUAACCUAAAUCUAUUCCAAACUAAUUAUAAGAAUAUCUACUACCCAUAUUUCGAAAUUUGUUGCUUCUUAAAAGACAAGUAUCAACCGACAUUAAUUUCUUAUCCUUCUUCCUACAAUAAAUUUUUUUUUUUUUUUGACAAAAUGUGAAUUCAUUUCAUAGAAAUGGCUUUGAGAUACAAAAGCUUGGAUCUAAAUCUGCUAGAACUAGCAAAGGCUACCUAAAGAUUCCCCAAAAAAGAUAAAAAAAGAUCCUUAGAUACAUAGUUAGGCUUAAUCUAUGAAGACUAAGGCUAAACAUGGAGAUCAAAAUGUCAGCAAUUGGCACUCGAAGACCCAGAGGACACUUUAAAGAAAGAAACCUGCAAAAAAGAUUAGAGGUCUAGGAAAAGUUCAGGAGCGGAUGAGAUCCCGAAAGGAAUCAGAGGACGUGACAGGCGGAGGCGGUUAGGCGUCCCGGCCCCGGCUAUCAUUCCGUCAAGGGUCCACUCCGAACAAACCAGAAGAUUGUAGAAGGUGCGGCUGUUGAUCCAAUCCGACUAAUGGAAAACCAAGCGGUGAAGAAACGAGACUCGUGGACUGCAGGAGGUGGUUUAAACUCCUUACACCGGCCACAGCGUCGGAGAGAUAGAUGCUUUCCAAUCGACAAAGAGGCAGGACACACUCCUCACAACCUUCCUGCGAGCGCUUGAAGAACCGGAGCAGGAGCUCCACACAAACAGAGCGACACGACUGACGAGAGGAACCUCACCGUA
Messenger RNA from Brassica napus (rape), 2574 nucleotides. RefSeq lists its product as uncharacterized. NCBI's taxonomy places the organism in Eukaryota, Viridiplantae, Streptophyta, Magnoliopsida, Brassicales, Brassicaceae. The coding region runs from base 575 to 1399 and encodes 274 amino acids. The transcript is spliced from 6 exons. The record is from RefSeq and is a predicted model, not a curated record.